AUGCAUCCGACAGACGCAGCCGACGAGAACAACCGGUCUGCAGAGAGGCGGCCUGCUCUCGCUGAUUCGACCUUCCCCUUUGGUCGCCUCUCUGCCGGACCAGAAGACGGGUCGCCAGGGGCGACGUCCGCUGUUUCAUCGCGAAACCGGUCGGACUCCUGGCCCGUCAUGCCACCUGGACGUGCGUCUGGGCGGGGAGGGGAGGACAAGAGACAGCUGCUGCGCGCAUCCUGUCUGUCUCGACGGCGAUGGGACGACAUCGUACGUCUGGUCAUGCCAAAGCCUGCGGCUGAAACAGACAUGAGUCUUCAGCGCUCGCUCGCCCCUCGAUCACGCUGGAGGCUCGUCGGCGCCUCGUCUGCCGCCUGUGCCUAUAUGUUGCUGACUUGUCUCACCAUCGCUGCCGGCAUGAGCUCUACCGGCCCACGUACCAACGGCAAGAGCCCGCCGUUCCGUGUCAACAGGAUGCGGCCGGCUCGCGACCAAAACCAGAACCAGAACCAGGCCAGCGGCUCCAUCGACGCCCGCAUGACCGGCUCGUCCAGCGUGAACAACAACUCGUACGCUUACACAAACGUCCUCCCGUCGUCUCCUCCUGGCCGCUCCAACGGCCGGGCUCAGAGCCCUACCAACAGUGGCGAUCGCUAUGACUACUACCGUGACUAUCGGCCGCAGAAACAGUCGCCAACGUCCGACUACGGAGACGACGGCAAUGGGGGUGGCCGAAACGGCGGUAACAGAAGCAACGCUGGCUCUGGCAGCGACAGGGACAGAGACGGCAGAAACGCCAGCAACGACGGCAACACCCGCCCGUUUCAGCACCACGUCUCCUUCUCCUUCAACCUCGGCCCGACUGGUGAUUACUAUACCGAUAACAGAAACGCCAACGGUGGCGGCCUUGCGGGAAUGCCGGUGCAGAUGCCGCUGUUUGGAUCAGGGUUCCCCUUUGGUGGUGGCGGUGGCGGACAGCGUGGAUUUGGCAGCUUCUCUCCGUUCCGGCCGUUUUAG
This is a messenger RNA of Grosmannia clavigera kw1407, 1008 nucleotides long. RefSeq lists its product as uncharacterized. The transcript has 2 exons. The record is from RefSeq and is a predicted model, not a curated record. The coding region runs from base 1 to 1008 and encodes 335 amino acids. Lineage: Eukaryota; Fungi; Ascomycota; Sordariomycetes; Ophiostomatales; Ophiostomataceae.